AUGGCGGGAAUGGGCGAGGCGGCCCCGGGUGGCGGCGACGGCGGUGGCGGGGCCGGGCUCCGCCAGGGCUCCCCGCCGGAACCCUCGCCGCUACUGCUGCAGGCGGAGGGCGGGCAGCCGCGGCGGAGUACUUUCGCCAGCAGCGGCGAUGGGCAGCCUCCUCCCUGUACCGAAACGCUGGGCUUCUACGAAAGCGAUCGGCACCGCAAGAAGAAGCAGCGCCGUGCGCCCUCGGAUCUUUCUCUACUGAGGUUUAUUAAUGCAGAGCUAACAAGAGGUUACUUUCUUGAACACAAUGAAGCCAAGUAUACAGAACGGAGAGAAAGAGUGUAUACAUGCAUGCGCAUACCAAGAGAAUUGGAAAAGUUGAUGAUUUUUGGAAUCUUUUUGUGCCUGGAUGCUUUCCUUUAUGUAUUCACUCUCCUCCCAUUGAGAGUUUUUCUGGCAGUGUUCAGGUUCAUCACAUUGCCUUGUAGCAGCUUGCGCGAUAGACGCCUGCUGCAACCAGCCCAGGUGUGUGAUAUUUUCAAGGGGGUAAUACUUGUAAUUUGCUACUUCAUGAUGCACUAUGUUGACUAUUCCAUGAUGUACCAUCUGAUAAGAGGACAGUCUGUAAUUAAACUCUACAUCAUCUAUAAUAUGCUUGAGGUAGCGGAUCGUUUAUUUUCAUCUUUUGGACAAGAUAUUUUGGAUGCUCUCUAUUGGACUGCGACAGAACCAAAGGAAAGGAAAAGGGCACACAUAGGGGUCAUUCCCCAUUUCUUCAUGGCAGUGCUGUAUGUCUUCUUGCAUGCUAUCCUUAUUAUGGUCCAAGCAACAACACUCAAUGUAGCCUUCAACUCCCACAAUAAAUCACUUCUUACUAUCAUGAUGUCUAACAAUUUUGUGGAAAUAAAAGGAAGCGUUUUCAAGAAAUUUGAGAAGAACAAUUUAUUUCAGAUGUCAAAUAGUGAUAUCAAAGAGAGAUUCACCAACUAUGUGCUAUUACUGAUAGUUUGCCUAAGAAACAUGGAACAAUUUUCAUGGAACCCAGAUCAUCUGUGGGUAUUGUUCCCUGAUGUCUGUAUGGUGAUUGCAUCAGAGGUUGCUGUUGAUAUUGUGAAACAUGCUUUCAUAACCAAAUUCAAUGACAUCACAGCUGAUGUUUACAGUGAAUACAAAGCAAGCCUUGCCUUUGACUUUGUUAGCAGUCGGCAGAAAAAUGCAUAUACAGAUUACAGUGACUCUGUUUCCAGGAGAAUGGGCUUUAUUCCACUCCCACUGGCUGUUUUACUCAUUAGAGUUGUUACAAGUUCAGUAAAAGUCCAAGGGGUCUUGUCCUAUUCCUGUGUAAUUCUUUUCUGUUGUGGUUUAAUAUCACUUAAGGUACUCAACAGCAUUGUAUUGCUGGGAAAGUCCUGCCACUAUGUCAAAGAAGCAAACAUGGAGGAGAAGUUGUUCAACCCACCUCCUUUCAGCACCCCAGGAAAAUCUGUUGGCAAACCACAGAACAAGUACAAGUCUCCUCAAGGACUUUCCACUGAGGAAGGCUUCUCUGCUUCAGUGACCAGUCAGCCUGUGCAACCAAAGGAAAAUGUAGCCCCCCAACUUGUGACAAGUGCCUCUGACCAGUUUCUGACCACUCCUGAUGGAGAUGAGAAAGAGAUAUGCCAAGACAGUGCAGAAUCCAAAUUCAGAUCUACAAAGAAAGAUUUGUUGGAGAUAGACAGGUUUACCAUUUGUGGAAAUCGAAUUGACUAGCAGUCUCUGAGUGGAAGACUGAGCAAUAGGAGCAGAAAUGGCUGCCAAUGACAGACAGAUGCCAAAUAGGCAUACCAAUAUUUAUUUAAAACUUAAAUUAUUAACAGCAAAUCUAUUUACAGGGUGUAAGCUUGGAUCAAAAAUGGAUCAAGCCUCAGCUUUGUAACCUUGGUAUUUCGAAAAAUGAUUUUUUUUUUUAAAGAAACCACCGACAGUUGGACAGAGUUACAGUGUCGCUUUUCUGGAAAGAAUGUGUGAGCUACUUUAAACCCCUUUUCCUGUAUGAAUCUGCUUCCUUGACAUACUUUUUUUUGCCCAACCAUAAAGAAUUUUGAAAAGUUCUUGAGAAGCACGUCCCCCCCCCUUGCUUUUAUAAGCAGAUCUCUCCCUCAAUUAAAAAUUUCCCUUGCCAUUUUUCCCAGAUUUACAGGAAAACAAAUAAUCAGGAUAAACUUACCCCCAGGAGAUGGUUCAAAAUGCAUUUCAGCUACCCAAAAUGGACCAUCCUUAAAAUUUUACCACUUGUUUUUGUCAUAAAUCUUAAGCUUUUAAACCAGAAAUUGAUCAUAACAAGGAAAGUGUUGAAUGUUUGAAGGAACAAGAGGUCAGGAGCUUAUCUUUGCUCUUUGGCAUUUUAAACAUCAAGGUAGACAUCAUUAUGCUUCAGUUCUAGCUGCUAGCCUAUUCAGUGUGCAAUAAUUUUCUCAGCAUUGUAUAUCAAACAGCUGAAGAAUUUGUGGGGUUUGAGGGUUUUUUUGGUUUUUUUGCUUUGGCUGGGAAAUUUGCAUGUGGCCAAAAUGACAGAAUGAAAUAGAUUUUCCUGAAAACUAGCUUUAUGAAAUGCUUGGUUUUGAAAUACAAAGCAGCUUCACUUGAUGCGUAUAGAGGAGCAUACAGAAGAUUAAAACAAGAAUUAUGGUUCUUUUUAGCUCAACAUAUUUAAGAGCAAAUCUAUACUCAAGGUGCUCCAUUCUUUUCUAUCCUCAAUGCCUAAGGAACACAAUGCAAUAUCAAGUGUCUUUUUUAAUAAAAAGCAAAAUUGUGUGUGUUGAAUAAUAAGCAAAUCUUUGGCAACUUAUUUAGCUCUUGCAGAGUGGCCAAAACAAAUGUUUUAAAAUGCUAAUGUUUGAACUCUAGAAUACAUUUAUUAUAUCCCCAGAGUUGAGAGGAUGAACACAUGGGAAUGGUAUCCUGACAAGCAGGUUUCAAGAAAGAAGGCAGUAUGGAUAGUCAAAUGUUUCUAAUAAUUUUCUCCCCAUGCUGCCAACCUUCUUGACCAGCUUCUCAACUUAAGAGAACCUUGUGGGAGAAAUAUAAAGCUUGACGUUGAAGUUUACAAGAUGAUUAAUUUCAUAGACAUAUUGCUUCUGGCAAAUUUGAUUCAUUAAAAUUCAAUUCAGAACAUUUGUUAAAUCUUGUAAUUUGAUUUUAUUUAAAUGUAGCUGAAAGGAAGCUUGGAAUGACCUUUUCCUUGUAAAAUAAUUAUGUAUGGAUUUUAUAAGUGCAUCUUGUGUGUCAAAAUAAAAAUUCAAUUUUGUAGCCUUUGUUUACAAAAGAAAACAACAACCACAUAUUCAAGACUCCCAGCUUUUUUGCUAGAAGGAAUUUGAAGGAUGUGGAAGCAAAUGGAGCUCUACUACAGAUCCAUCCAUCUUCAAGUAUUUUAUGCACACAUAGGAGAGAUUAUUCUUCCAGCAAGAGCCCUAAAGAUUGGUGAGGUGCCCAUGUUUGUGUGGAAGAUGCUGUUGGCAAUUCAUGCAUAUGUGACUACAAAGAGGACCUAUGAGUCCUCUUGUGCUGUUGGAGCUCUAUAUUUCUUGGCUGGAAUCCUGGUUAAGGCCCUCUUGGUUUUAUCAUUUGCUAAAAUUCCAUUGGCAUCAGUCUAUGACUCUAUGUUGACAAAAUAAGCUGUUUUUACCAUUUCAAGGGAAUUUUCUUUGCUCCAAGAAAGCAAAAAUUGAUCUGAAUAUCUGUGGAACUAGACAUAAUUUCAACUAAAAAAACCCCUAAAAUAAAAAAACCCAAUUCAUUAGGAUAUCCUGGUUUUUAUUUUUCUAUUUUGUAUUCUUUUGAUGAUAGGAUUUCGAUCACACUUAGCAGAAUUGGUCCAUUACCACUGUCUAUGAUUUUUAUGCAGCAUAUAUAUCAUUGAAUACAAAUCAAAUUUUAAUAAUUUAAUAUCCUGCAUUAAUUAAGUACCACUCAAGUCCAAACAUAUUCUGGGCAGUGUACUAUAAACAAAAUAGAAAAUACAAUACGA
Protobothrops mucrosquamatus (brown spotted pit viper) is the source of this 4000-nucleotide messenger RNA. It is a transcript of the gene TAPT1, whose product is annotated as transmembrane anterior posterior transformation 1. Lineage: Eukaryota; Metazoa; Chordata; Lepidosauria; Squamata; Viperidae. The record is from RefSeq and is a predicted model, not a curated record. Gene Ontology annotation, biological process: maintenance of protein localization in endoplasmic reticulum; positive regulation of cilium assembly. Bases 1 to 1740 code for a protein of 579 amino acids. Gene Ontology annotation, cellular component: endoplasmic reticulum membrane; ciliary basal body. The transcript has 14 exons.